AUGGGCUGCAGCAGAUGCACAGAGCUAACAGAGCGAUUCCAGAUUGCCCCUGAGUUCCUGAAACGCAUGAAGCGCGAUCCCUCUGGCAAAGGGUUCACCCAUCUUGGCAAGGAUGGCGUACUGCGUACCAUCUCGGGUGAUUAUGAGGUUCUUGACGCGCGUGGCCUUGACCCUGAGCAGAUCAAGUUCUUCUUGGAUUGGACGCCUGACGAGCUGGUCAAGAAAGAGGAGUUCGAUAACGUGGAUGGUACAAAAGUGACAGGUCACGAAGCACUAUUCCAUCCAGCGCCGGGGAUCUUGCUGAAGAAACCCGAGGGUCUAUAA
Aspergillus clavatus NRRL 1 is the source of this 324-nucleotide messenger RNA. RefSeq lists its product as uncharacterized. Lineage: Eukaryota; Fungi; Ascomycota; Eurotiomycetes; Eurotiales; Aspergillaceae. The record is from RefSeq and is a predicted model, not a curated record. Bases 1 to 324 code for a protein of 107 amino acids. The transcript has 2 exons.